AUGGCGACCCGACCAUCAUCCUUGGAGUCUCCUCCCGGAUCUUGUUCUAUGGACCAUACACCGGAGAGACAUGUCCGGUCGGAGACUGUCACAUUUGCUGUUGCACCCAGCGAGAACAGGAGUCCUCGCCGAAGUAGUCGAAUUAAGAAGAACCCUUCCAUUACUCCAAACCGCUUUACUCGAUUUUUUACCCCGAGACCCCAGAACGCAAAGCGUUCCGUUCGAACUUCUAGGAAAGCCUUGCGAGAACUUUCUGCCGUCAACCUUAACAGUCGGUCAGGAGCCAAUCAGUCCUCAGAAGUCUCUAUGAGCGAACAUUGUCAACCGCCAUCAAAGAAGCGGAAGCUCUCCUUCACGUCAAUAGCAUCGAUUCCAUCUUCGCCAAUCAAGGUUAAUUAUCGAUUCCCCAACAGCCAGGAAUCUCCUGCGGGAGAGGGAGUGACGCCAGAUGCCAAGGAUGAUGACGCUCUUUAUUCGGAGACGGAUGACGAGGAUGAAGAAGAAGAAUUGUCGCCUUUGCUGCAAUAUCCUCCAAGGGUAGCUCGGUAUCAAUCUAUAAGCACCUCGGCGGGGUUAUUAUCACGACAACUGGGGAGAAGAAAAGAGAUUCCUUUUGGUAACGACAGCAAUCUAUGGCAGCAUGAAACCUCAAAUUUCUACAGUCUGCCAGAAGACUUCUUCAACAAUGCCUCCAUCAAUAUCCGACCUCGAGCUCUACCAUUCUGUGCCGCCAGUUUCAACCAUCAACAAUCUGUCGCCAUCGGAAAUGAAGAUGGCCUGGUCGAAGUAUACCGAGCUUCGGAACGGUCCCCAGAUGAUCCCGGUAGUCUGCGGAUUCAAUACUUCAUGUAUCCUCAUGACAAUGCGGUAAUGGACAUGGAAUUUUCAUGUGACGAUAAACUCCUCGCAACGGCGUCCGGAGACCAAUCCUGUCGAAUUAUCGACAUGGACACACUGAUGGCCACCCAUACGUUGGUCGGCCAUACGGGCUCCAUAAAACGCGUGCAAUGGCAGCCAGGCUCGGGGAAUCACGUCCUGGCAACCUGCUCCCGGGAUGGCAGCGUCCGUCUGUGGGAUCUACGGUGUGCCCAGCAAGGAAUAUUGAAUAUCCAACCCCUCGUACGCGCACCUCACCUUCUUAAUAACAGUAGAGAAGUCAACGCUCAAGUCGAGAUACGGGAUGCACACACGUCUUGGGACAAGCUCAAACACGUGAAUGGUAAACGUCAAGUAGCAGGACUUUCCUCCAAGGUUGAUUUUGCGGUCACCACCUGUGCUUUCAUUAGCGACACGCGCCCACAUAUGCUUGCGACAGCUUCGGAACACAACGCCAUUAUCAAACUAUGGGAUAUGCGGGCAUCAUACAAACAGCGAUCUGGCAGACCUACCCCCGUUUCCGCAACUCUCGAACCAAACAGUCAUGAAGUCCUGCGACCCUUCGGCGUGACGUCCGUGGUCAUGAACACCGACGGCUCCAGGCUGUAUACUCUCUGCCGAGACAAUACCAUCUAUGCCUAUUCGACCGCUCAUCUUGUGCUCGGCGGAUGUCCGGAGAUGUCAUUAGCGUCAAGUCAACCGUCUCGAGCUUCUCGCACCGCUGGGCAAGGCCUAGGUCCGUUGUACGGCUUCCGCGAUCCCUCACUGCGUCUGGGUUCUUUCUACGACAAACUCGCCCUCCGCCGCAAGACAAGCGAGAAUACUGAAAUGCUGGCCGCUGGUUCAGGCGAAGAUUGCGCGGUGAUCUUCCCUACUGACGAGCGUUAUCUGACUAAAGCUGCACGGCGUUGUCCUGCAGUCGUCUCCCGCUCCAACACCUCAUCCCGCUCACGACCCCGUCUCCCUCGACAGGCCUCAUCAGUCAACAUCCUCUCCAAUUCGUUAUCGACGUCAAAUUCGUUUCAAGACGUCCAAAUGGAAGGCCAAUGUCCAAUUUACUAUACAGGCACCCCUCUCAUCAACGGUCAUACGAAGGAAGUCACCGCGGUGGCCUGGGUUCAUCACAAUGGCCAAUUAACCACUGUCGCAGAUGACUACACGGCGAGAUGCUGGUUUGAGGAUGAUCCAAGCAAGGCGAGAGCGCUGAGGCUGAAUACCGAGCGAGACGGGAAGAGGAAUCAGAGUGGAUGGGCCACUGUUAGGCAAGGUUUUGAUGACGAUGAGGACGAGGCCUGA
This is a messenger RNA of Cladophialophora psammophila CBS 110553, 2172 nucleotides long. RefSeq lists its product as uncharacterized. The record is from RefSeq and is a predicted model, not a curated record. Lineage: Eukaryota; Fungi; Ascomycota; Eurotiomycetes; Chaetothyriales; Herpotrichiellaceae. The transcript has a single exon. Gene Ontology annotation, biological process: proteasome-mediated ubiquitin-dependent protein catabolic process. Bases 1 to 2172 code for a protein of 723 amino acids. Gene Ontology annotation, cellular component: nucleus. Gene Ontology annotation, molecular function: protein binding; protein-macromolecule adaptor activity.